Molecule: messenger RNA, 3917 nt
Organism: Schistocerca serialis cubense
Lineage: Eukaryota; Metazoa; Arthropoda; Insecta; Orthoptera; Acrididae
Product: ubiquitin-conjugating enzyme E2 T-like
Exons: 5
Coding region: 116-703 (195 amino acids)
Source: RefSeq, a predicted model, not a curated record
UUAAUUCUUUGAUAACAACGAUGACAUAGACUUUGGUAGGAGUGACAGAUAGGAGCGGGAGUUAGAAAUUACUGUUGUGUCUGAUGUGAUAGUGUUAAUACGCAAUUUUGGUAAUAUGCAAAAAGCUUCGAGAUUAAAACGAGAGCUUGAAUUGAUGGUGAAGAGUCCACCAUCCGGAAUUUCAUGUACACUUAAGGAUGAUAACUUUAAUGUGCUCGACGCAAGCAUUGUUGGUUUGGAAGGAACAGCUUAUGAGGCGGGAGUUUUUAAAUUAGAAAUUCAGAUACCUGAAAAAUAUCCAUUUGAACCACCCCAAGUGAAGUUCCUAACACCCAUUUAUCAUCCAAAUAUUGAUUCUGGUGGUCGAAUAUGUCUGGACCUGUUGAAAGUUGGGAAAUGGAAAGCUACCAUUACAUUAUCAUACCUUCUGAUGAGCAUACGACUUCUAUUGGCUGAGCCAAAUCCUAGUGACCCUCUUGUGGCAGAAAUUGCUGAAGAAUUUUUAUUCAACAGACCAUUGUUUGAUAAGACAGCAAGAGAAUGGACCAAACAACACGCCUGCUUGAACUUGGAAAUGGCUUCGGAGAAUGCAAAAGUGAGUCAUUCAUGUGGUGUGCGGAGUGAACCAACGAAAAGAAAAUCUUGGCAAAUGGAAGAUCUUACCCAGGAGCCUAAUGCAUCAAAAUGUUUGAAAACCGAUUGAAUUGUGUGUGUGUGUGUGUGUGUGUGUGUGUGUGUGUGUGUGUGUGUGUGUGUGUGUGAGAGAGAGAGAGAGAGAGAUAAUGGAUAUACUUCAUAACAGAAAAAUCUUGUUGUAAAUUGUGUUCUUUUUAUUCUUGAUUCCUGCCUUCAUAGUGCAUGAUACAGUCUUGCAUAGAUUUGCAUAAUUUUCAUUAGUUGUGCUCAUGCAGUGCGGAACAAGUCUUGAACAAUAGUAAAUCAAGAGGCUGUAAAUAAAUUUCAUGACAGUUACUAUUGUGAAAAGGUCUCUCCCAUUGAAAAUUUCUCAAUUGCAAAUCAUAUAGCAACAAAUAAAACAUUACUAUUUACUGUUGCAAGAUCCUUUGUACAUGAGGGCUAUUUGGAAAGUAAGUUCUGUUAAUUUAUAUCAAAAGAAACACUAGUACAUCAAGAAGUUUUUCUUGUUAUAAACAAUUAUAUUAGCUACAGCUAUUUUUAUACUAAUUGACUUCUACAUUAAGGCUCUUGUUAUACUUAGGAAAAGUUUUGUUGUAGAAUUCUGCUGCCUGUGAGCUAAUAAAUCAGCACUGUACACAUGAUCGAACAAUUUCCAAUUGAAAUGUUAAGCAACAUUUGUGUUCAUGCAGCAGUAUCUGGUCUAGCUUUAUCUUACACAAAUAAGACGACAGAGCUCAACAUCCCACCCCCUUCAUUUUUGCAUGGCUCUUUUGGCCUUUUUAGUGUUUCACUGUAAAUUUCGAGUUAUUGUGGUCCUCUUUCCAUAAAAUCAACUAAAACUACUUAUUUUGUGUCCCAAAAAUAGUUGUCGUCAGUGCUUGUGCGAAAAAUGUUUGGCGGCUCUUUGAAGGUUUGCGUGAUGAGCUAGUGUGUCCUCAGUACAUUGAUUUUUUCCCCCAUCUUGACGAGUGCAAUCCAUUUUUCAUCCCCUGGCUGUAGUGUGACUCAGGAAUUUGUCUCUUCCUGCAUCAUACCAUAUCAGAAACGUUAAUGCGACAGCAAACCACUUCAUGAUAAUGACAUCAUGCUCAACAGUCAGUCACAAGUUUGCACAACAUUGUCUAUGAUACCUGAGGGAGACUGAUUGAUAAUUGUGUAAUCAUGAACUGAUUGUGUACUGAGCAUUGAAACAAAUCCAUUUGUCACAAUGGAUAUUCAUCCAUUUUUUUCAACCUACCCGAAACAAAUGACACCACUUUCUUACAGCACUCUCUCUCGUAAUGUUUUCUCUGUAUAAUGCACAAAGUUCACUAUAAAUGUGUAGCGUUUUCGUUAUUUUUAUACACAGAAAAAGGAUUACAUAAUUUAAUUCACAGGUGACAGGAUAGUGUACGAUAGUGACCUGUUUAAUAUACACUUACAGUGCAAACAGCAGUUCAAUAAUCUUUCUUUAGCACAGUUAGAUUUACACUGAGUUGGGCAACACAGCUGUGCCGAAAUUACUCUGCAAUCCCCCUCCAUUAUGUACCAGACAGCAUUGGAACUAACUUUCUGAAUAGCCCUCUUAUAUAUUAUUUGGCAGUUAAACCAUUAUGUGUGCAUUACAUCAUCCAAUUCUUCACAUAUUGAGAGAGAGAGAGAGAGAGAGAGAGAGAGAGAGAGAGAGAGAGAGAGAAUGUAAAAUAUUAGAAAUAGAAAGCUUCCAGGCCUGAGAUUGGAGGUAUAAUUUUGAAAAUGUAGUCUUAAUGCGUCAUGUAUGUUGUAGGAAUAUUAAGACUCCUACCAUUGACAUAAAUGUACUGUUUGUUGGUGCCUUAAGUUUUCUGUGUUUUGCAUAAAUCACUCCAGAUCUAUUGGCAUGAAUUGUUAGACAAGAUCAUGUACAUAUCUUUUUCUGAUUCUUACAGACUUUCUUCUGGUUUUUUUAACACUUAACUACCACUAGCAGUGAAACAACAUUACAAAAAAUAAGUAAUUUAGAAAUGUCAUAAAGGGAGUUGUACAUAUUUUGUACACUUUCUUCAGUAUUGAUUAUAAGAGUUGUGCAAAUAAUGUGUUUUUAGAAAGAAAUAAUUUUUGCUAUCUAUAAUAUUACCAACAUUUUUUCUUUUUUUCUGCAAGUUUGUUUAAUUUGAAGAAAUAAUCCAUGAAAGGCAGGUGUCCAGGUUUACGUUUUAGUCCAGUGUACAGUUAUUCGGCACAGUGAAUGUUUUGGUAGAAUUGAGAUAUUUCAAUCAAAAUAAAUCUACUUUCUCUCUGCCAUCACCCACUUAGUGCAGAAAAUUGCAAGAUGGAUGUUUACCCUGGUGGCAAUUGUGUUUAACAUGAUUUUUCUCUGCCUAAACAGUUCACAUAUCUACUCAGCUGAACAUUGCAUGUUAAGAUGUAUGUAGUAGCAGAUUUAUUUUAAAAUAGGUUCUAUUUUAGAGAUUACUGUGAUCAUUAUAGUUAUGCAGUUACACAUUUUGUUAAUGUAUGCCAGUUUGCUUUCAAAAUUUCACUGAACGUUGUUCAAGAAGAAAACGUAUUUUGGUAAUUCUGGAACUUGUUGUUUAAAACUGGGUUUGGUUAUUGUAGUAGAUGAACAAAUAAUUGAACAAGCAAUUGUGUUUAAAUAUCUAUGGCACAAUUGUAAAUUUCCCAUGUCAGUUGAUAUAGAGCUAAAAUUGGCCAGAUUCAUGCAUUUCUGAGGAACCACUCAAUGUUCAUCAAAACAUAACAUACAGAAAGAAGUAUUAAUUAAACUUUACAAAAUAGUGGCCUUUCCUUUUCUGCUGUGUGGUAGUGAACCCAACAUCUGGUCAAUUACAAUCAAUUGAAUCAUCAGAAAUGAAGUUUCUCUACUUUGUAGCUGGAUAUUCAUUUCUGAAUCAUAAAAAACACCAAUAUUAGACAGGAACUAAAUAGAUAUUGAACCCAUUACAUCUGUAACUGAAAAAAACAGAUUGAACUGGAAACACCAUAUGCAAUGUAUGUCUAAUAAUAGGAUAACUAUAGCUGCAACAUUGUAUAACCCAAAAGUAAAGAGAAAUAUUGGACAUCCCUUAGACAUUUGGUGUGAACAGGUCUGAGGCAGAACAGGCCAAAGGCAUAAUCCUUGAAAAUGAUGAUCCACAUUUCUGUGUUUCUGUAAAAUUCUUUUAUUAAUUGUGAUUGCCUGUGAAAGUGAAGACCACUUCUGAAGUUUCAGAGCUUUGGUGAUAAUCUGUUUUCAAUAAAUAUAAAGCUAACACUAUGUGAAUGAAAAAUUCAGGGUGGAAUAAAUAUGUAAUUGAAUA